GACGUCGCACAGUGCACGUGCACGUCGUGCCGCGGCGGAGUCCACCCGGUGGACAGGCGGGCAGCGGGGAACAUCUCGUCCACCCUGGACGCGCUGCUGGCCCCGGGGAAGUACGACAAGAGGAUCCGGCCCGAGCUUGGCGGUCCGCCGACCCUGGUCACCGUCAGCAUCUACAUCAAGAGCAUGAGCUCCGUGUCGGAGACGGACGAGAAAUACUCGAUGGACACGUACUUCCGGCAGUCCUGGUUCGACCCCCGGCUCCGCUUCUCGCUGCCCGGUAUCGACGAGUUCUCCAUGUCGUGGCUGUUCCUGGACCGCGUGUGGAAGCCGGACACGUACAUCGUCAACGGCCACCGCUCGUACCUGCACCGCAUCACCGUGCCCAACAAGUUCGCCCGGGUGCGCUCCGACGGCUUCGUCACCUACUCCAUGAGGCUCACCCUCCAGGCCAACUGCCCGAUGCACCUGCGAAAGUUCCCGCUCGACUCUCAGCGGUGCCCGCUCCUCAUCGGGAGCUACGGGUACACCGCGUCGGACAUCCUGUACGCGUGGCACCCCACCGGCGUGGGCCUGGAGCCGGGCGUGGAGCUGGCGCAGUACGACCUGGUCAACAUCACCACCGUCAACGCGCAGCUCAUCCGCAGGGGAGCGGAUGAGUACUCCAUGAUCUCGGCCUCCUUCAACCUCAAGAGGAACACGGGGUACUACACGCUGCAGGUGUUCGUGCCGUGCGGGCUCAUCGUGUGCUCCUCCUGGGUCAGCUUCUGGAUCGACCCCGACGCCGUGCCCGCCAGGGUGUCGCUGGCGGUGACGACGGUCCUGUCCAUGACGACGAUGGGCUUCGGCGGCCGCGCCUCCAUGCCGCGCGUCAACUACGCCACGGCGCUGGACUGGUUCGUCAUCAUGUGCUUCGCCUUCGUGUUCGCCGUCAUGCUGGAGUACGCCGCCAUCAACUUCAUCGACAAGGUGACGGAGGACCUGCGCCGCCUGUUGGAGGAGCGGAAGAAGAAGAGGACGAGCGUGGCGAGCGCCGCCAAGGUGGAGCCGCCACCCGCAGACGGUCGCGCUGGUCCCAGUGCCGGACAGCGGUCCCGGACGCCGUCCCUGGCCGCGGGAGUCGCUGGUGACGCGAGCGACUGCGACUCCGUCUACGCCCAGCCUGCUCCGCUCGCACCUCUGGCGUCCCCCGGACAUGCGACGUCCCCGACGACGACACAGGGAGAGGGCGUCGAGGACGCCGUCGUCACUUCGAGAGCGGCCCCGCUUGUCGUGAACACAGCCUCAAUUCCAAACCCCAGCCAGCCCCCUUCCUCCACGGACGAGAUCGAGUACGCCGACGACGCCGUCCUUUCCGAGGUCGUCGACGUCCUUACCGAGGUCGUGGAGGUCCUCGCCGCCAGCACCGGCAACGCGGUCGGCGCGGACUGCGCGAUCCGCAUCGAGGUGGACGAGGUGGCCAUGGUGCAGCUCGCGGUCCCCGACGUCCCCGACGCGGACGGGGGAAGUCCGAGCGGGCCCAGCGCCACGUUGCGCAGGUCCCCUUCUCUGCGGCGCUGCCUCUCGGCGCCGUACCGCCUGUGGGAACAGGCGCGCUUCCUGCCCAACGAGGAGGACGUCACCAAGCUCAUGCAGAGCGACGAGGAGCCGGACAAGUUCUCCAAAAUCGACAUCGUCUCUCGCAAAGUGUUCCCCAUCGCGUUUGGAUCAAUGUUGGUGUUCUACUACAUCAUGUAUGGCUACUACAUUUCCGACGUGGUCCCCGGAGACGAAGACAGAGUUGUCUUGUUUGACCUUGCUCGCCCACACAAGAGGGUCUCCAAGGGAAGUCCCUUGUUACCCUGAAGGGAAAUUAUGUUUUAAAUUUAAUGAUGGAACCAGCCAAAUAAAUGGUAAAAUCUA
Thrips palmi is the source of this 1899-nucleotide messenger RNA. RefSeq names its product gamma-aminobutyric acid receptor subunit alpha-1-like. The coding region runs from base 184 to 1842 and encodes 552 amino acids. Gene Ontology annotation, cellular component: synapse; neuron projection; membrane. Gene Ontology annotation, molecular function: transmembrane signaling receptor activity; extracellular ligand-gated monoatomic ion channel activity; neurotransmitter receptor activity. The transcript has 12 exons. Lineage: Eukaryota; Metazoa; Arthropoda; Insecta; Thysanoptera; Thripidae. Gene Ontology annotation, biological process: regulation of membrane potential; nervous system process; signal transduction. The record is from RefSeq and is a predicted model, not a curated record.